ACCUCUCGCUCCAGCUAGCCCAGAGUCACCCUGGCAGGCUUCAACAGCCUCGUGAGAAGAAUGUCGGCCAUCACCCUCGAAGCGUGCAUCACCCCCUCGCGCUCAGCCGUCAAGCCCCUCGCCGCCACAAAGGGCUCAAAGCCCAAGCGCCAGCUCAAGGGCGACCCCGACCUGCCCGACUAUGUCGCUCCAGAGCCAAAGACCAACAUGGACCGCCGCGAGUGGGACCGCAUGAGCUCGCGCAUGGAGGGCUUCCACUCGUACUUCCGCCUCGCCUUCAAGCAGCUGUUCGAGUUGAGCGACGGCUCGUUCGAGAAGCGCGGCCUGUCGGUCCGCGACUUUAUGGGCGUCGCCGAGGACUUUCACGAGCACCUCGGCUUCCACCACGGCAUCGAGGAGCGCCACAUCUUCCCUGUACUCGCCAAGCGCAUGCCGCAGUUCGCCGUCGAGCACCAGGAGGAGCACAACGCGAUCCACGAGGGCAUGGACAAGCUCCAGGCCCUCAUCGCCAAGUACCGCGCCGACCCGUCGUCCUACUCGCCGGACGAGUUCCGCGCCAACUUGGCCAGCUGGGGCCCGACGCUCUUCUACCACCUCAACGAAGAGGUUGAGAGCCUCAAGCCGGACGUGCUGCGGCGAUACUGGACCCUCGACGAGGUGAGGAAGCUGCCGAUGUAGACCAAGCGCGGGCCGCUUUCCGUUUCUCUCUCUAGAUCUCCAUCCUCGUCGCCUCUCUCUCUCUCUGUAGACGCUGCUCUAGCUGUAUCGAGCAUGUAGAUCGUCUUCAUUGCGCCCGU
Messenger RNA from Rhodotorula graminis WP1, 797 nucleotides. RefSeq lists its product as uncharacterized. The transcript is spliced from 7 exons. The coding region runs from base 61 to 678 and encodes 205 amino acids. Lineage: Eukaryota; Fungi; Basidiomycota; Microbotryomycetes; Sporidiobolales; Sporidiobolaceae. The record is from RefSeq and is a predicted model, not a curated record.